This is a messenger RNA of Caenorhabditis briggsae, 486 nucleotides long. Lineage: Eukaryota; Metazoa; Nematoda; Chromadorea; Rhabditida; Rhabditidae. The transcript is spliced from 4 exons. Bases 1 to 486 code for a protein of 161 amino acids. The record is from RefSeq and is a predicted model, not a curated record.
AUGGUGCAAGUACUGCAUCCCUUUAACAUUGAUGCCCUUCUAGCCACCCCGAACCCACUAUUGGCAGCUGGUUACUCGUUAGAAGCUCUUCAACUUCAGCUCUCUCCACAGAAUCGUGAGCGCCCCAAACCACGCAACCCCCGGAGGCGAACACCAAGAAAAGAUCGGUUAGAGCAUCUUGCCGAAAUAGCCGAGCAGCAAGAAAAACUGGAAGAUCCGGAGGAACUCGAACGGUCCAGAAAAAUCAACGAGAGCCGAAUACCGGAGAGACAAUGGGUUCCAUACUACGGACCAUCCUGUAAUUGGUCGCGGCUGGGAAAGAAGGAAAGAGCCAGGAGGAUCCAGAAGUUCAUAGAGAAAUUGCCCAUGGAGCGUCGUCAUGAGGCUGAUGUUCAGUGGCCAGUAAUACCAACAACACCUGAAGUCAUCACAUUGGAUCCGGAUUCCGAUGAAUCUGAUAGAAGCUCAGUUAUCAUUUUGAACUGA